GGCGCUGCGGGCUGGAGCCCUGCCGCGCUCGGCCAGGCUGGGGCGUCGCGCGCGGCUGCUCCUGCGGCCGGUCGUCGGCCGGCACGGGUGCUGGGGGCCCUGCGGUGUCAGGCUCUCAGCGCAGAGCACGCAGGAGGAGGAGGCAGACGAUGAGACAGUUCUCCCUCCUGGGAGCAGGAGCAGCGGGAGCCAGCCUGGAGGGAGGCGAGUGAGACGCCCAGAGCUGGGAGCCACCGAGCUCCCCUGCCGAGAAUGGUGUGAAAAUUCCUAAAAAAUUGGGGAUUGAGGAGACUGAAGAAGUGUCCAGACGGGCUGAUGGGCUCAGCUGGUAGGCUCCACUGUCUCACCAUGACUGCCAAAAACCCAACACCCAGAGACGUGGCUCCGGCACCCCUGGUCACUUGCAAACUCUGCCUUUGUGAACAUUCUCUGGACAAGAUGACCACCCUGCAGGAAUGCCGGUGCAUCUUCUGCACAGCCUGCCUGAAACGGUACGUGCAGCUGGCAAUCCGAGAAGGAUGCGGGUCUCCCAUCAGUUGCCCCGACGUGGUGUGCCUAAACCAUGGGACCCUGCAGGAAGCUGAGAUUGCCGGUCUGGUACCUGUGGAUCAGUUCCAGCUUUACCAGCGGUUAAAAUUUGAACGAGAGGUUCACCUGGACCCCUACCGGACAUGGUGUCCCGUCGCAGACUGUCAGACGGUGUGCCGCGUGGCGUCCAGUGACCCAGGACAGCCCGUGCUGGUGGAGUGCCCUUCUUGCCACUUGAAAUUCUGCUCGUGUUGCAAGGACGCUUGGCAUGCAGAUGUCUCCUGCAGAGACAGUCAGCCUGUGGUCCUGCCCACAGAGCAUGGGGCCCUCUUUGGGACAGACGCAGAAAGCCCCAUUAAGCAGUGCCCAGUUUGCCGGGUUUAUAUUGAACGCAACGAAGGCUGUGCUCAGAUGAUGUGCAAGAACUGCAAGCACGCAUUCUGCUGGUACUGUCUGCAGAACCUGGACAAUGACAUUUUCCUCAGGCAUUAUGACAAAGGACCGUGUAGGAACAAACUGGGCCACUCCAGAGCAUCAGUGAUGUGGAACCGAACACAGGUGGUGGGGAUUCUCGUGGGAUUGGGCAUCAUCGCCUUGGUGACUUCACCCUUGCUCCUCCUGGCCUCCCCGUGUAUAAUCUGCUGUGUCUGCAAGUCCUGUAGGGGCAAGAAGAAAAACCAUGACCCAUCCACAACCUAAAGGCUCUGUCCGUGCUCACGUUCCACGGGUGUCUGGGUUCCACUAGUCAGCACAGUGAUAAAGCCCCACUCAGUGAACUCGCCUCCUUCUUCUUGCCAAACUUUGCAAGUGCCUCUUGCGUCCAGACUUCGGACUUGCCUGCCAGCCUCCGGCAUUGGAAAAGGCCAAGUCCGUGAUGCUUGUGUUCCUGUGGAAAGAGAACGCGCUUCUCCAGUCCAGGCCAUGUCUAAGGAGCGUGUCUGGAAGCUUUGGGAUGGCUUGCGGGGAACUAGGACUUCAUUGUUUGAUCACUUAAAGGAUCCCAACUGGGCUGUUGAACUUCCAGCCAAAUUCAAGGGGCCUGAGUGAACAUUCGAUAUAAUAAAUACGUUGUCUAACUGUUGGCAGCAUAUGUGGUAUCUGAGAAGCAGAAGUCUGCUUUGUGUUGCUUUGACCAACGUGGAAGCAUGGAGGGGAAGGGUAAGACUGCUUAAGGAAAGUUCUCGUAGCAGCUACAAAGCAGGCUGCUUGUCUUAGGAGUAGAUGUGGUGGUUCUGCCUUUGCCGGCCGCUCGAUGUACUGGUCCCAGCAUUCCCACACUGCCUUGGCAGAAACACAAUAGAUUUCUCCUUGUGUGAUCUGGGAAACCCUGGUGGCAUAGUGGUUAAGAGCAACAGCUGCUAACCAAAAGGUCAGCAGUUCAAAUCCACCAGGCGCUCCUUAGAAACCCUACCGGGCAGUUCUACUCUGCUCUAUACGGUCGCUGAGUCGUAAUCAACUCGGUGGCAGUGGGUUUGGUUUGUGUCAUCUUGGCUUCAAGAAGGAGAAACUGCUGUGAGAGUUGUCCCUUCCCAGCAAUCGAGGUGCAGCACGUAGAGCAGUCUGGUCGAACUCAGUGUCCCCCCCCGGGCAGGUGGAACUCCCUGCAGGCCAUCGGCUCUGCUCUUACAGCCAGUAGCCAGACAAUUGCUUUAGAUGAAAUAUGGGUAGGGUAGGAGAGGUGCAGAACCCUCACCAUAGAUAACAGGGACCUUUCUUCUGUGUCCAUGCACCCAACGGAUGGAGAAUUGGAUCUAAAGAUACACACCAGGAGCAAAGAUUAAAGUCCGUAUGCACAUCUAGAAUCCAUAUAAUUUCCGGCCCACCCAGAAUUCCUAUCCCUUGGGCACGCAUGGAUAUACCCAACAGUACACACAAAAUAAAUGUUUACUGAAAAGCCAUUUUAUCUUUCCUUCUGUGACCAAUAUGGUUUAUUAUAAAUCAACCUACAUAUUUUUUGCACAUUAUAUAUGUGAAUUUUGGUUCUGAGUUAAUAACUUAUCCGAGGGUGUAUGUAAACUCAUAAAAAUAACUCUUUUAAAACAGUAAAUAGUAUAAUAGCAUGUCAUCUCUUUUUGUAAAACAAACUGAGAAUCACGUGAUGUACAUAUUUUCAAACAAUUCUGAGCGGUUCUGUUUUCGGCAUCGUUUCAUCCUGCCCUUUCGGCAUCUGUUGAGGCCGUCUGAGGACUUUCUGUUUGUAAAAGGCCCCGACGAAACAAUAAUAAAUAGGUAAGAAAUAAAACCUCAAUGCUUGCUAUUUCCUAAAGGGUGUGGAUUGAUGUCACUUUACUGUGACUUGUUUUUCCUAUUAUCAGCUGUUUAAUAAACGGGUUUUGAAAAGAUAAAAAACUUUUUCUCCGGUGACAGGAUUAUACAUAAUUACCAUUAGUCACACGGGAUGGCGCUUCAUGAUAACUGUACUCAGUGUUCAUGGGGAGCUUGUCUUGACGCCAGGAGUACCAUCUCAGGAACCGUCCGGGCCUGUGGUAUGUUUUGAGGUAACUGGUGUGUUCAAUUGCUGCUAUCUUGGACCUAUUAUUAAAGGAUGAUGCUUUGCUUAUGUAAUGGAACGUGUAUACUAAGUGGGAAUGCGUGUAUUUAAAGUACUUUAAUUCACGUGUAUAUACUUGAUAUAUGUGUAGUACAUCUGUUGGUCACGUACAGUUUAUUUACAGCUUAUACAGAACAUAGAUGAGAACUCCGGGAAAACUUUUGACUGGCAACCAACCCAAACCAUUUUUAAUCAUGUAUUAGACAUUUCUCAAUAUUAAGAGUCUUUGCUUUUCUUCUAAAGCACUAAACACUUCAGGAAAAAAAAAACAACCCUCUUCUAUCGAAGUGUUUUGUAUUAGUAUGAAUAUCAUUGUACAUACACUUGUGUAGGCCACUGCCUUUACUUACAUACACAUAGCCUACUGCCUCAUCGUAGGUACGAGGGCAUUUAUAACUGCUCAGGGGAUCACAGGAACUCAGCUGAAAUGGAACUUUUAUGACAAGAAUAUCAGUAUUGGCCGUGUACUCCUCCUAAUUAAACUCUCCAGGCUUGGAAACCCUGGUGGCAUAGUGGUUAAGAGCUAUGGUUGGUAACCAAGAGGUCAGCAGUUUGAAUCCACCAGAUGCUCCUUGGAAACCCUAUGGGGCAGUUCUACUCUGUCCUAUACCAUCACUAUGAGUAAGCCUGGCUCCACAAAGAAUCUUUAAACAGGAGCUGGUUUCAAGUAACCGAAAAUGUUAUCAGAAGGACAGCUCCUGAAUUUGGAGUAACGGUGGAAGAAAGCAUCCAUUUCCUUGGCAAAACUGAAGGAACUUGUCUUCUCAUAGAGAUACUGUAACAGAAUCACCUCCUUUUUUGGGGGGAGAGAGGGUUGUUUGCCAAACAGAUUUUAAAUAACUGGAUUUAACUUUUAAAAUGUUGGUAAGUGCCUUGGUGUGGGGGAGGCGGGGGGAAGGAGGACGACUUCUUUUUUAACCAGCUAAAUGAAUUGGCCUGUGUGAGAUUGUCCGAAUCAACAGGAACCAGUUGGUAGGUUAAACCCAGACGUAUCUCUGGUGUAUCAAAGGGCCAGACCAAGACGAUCUAGAGGCUUUGUUUACAGGGAGACAGCUGAUACCAACAGAGGCUCGUAUUUUCAUUUUGGAUGAUUGGCAAGUGAAGAAUUUCACCUUAUCUCCUUCCUCUGUCAGCUUUAUCCUCUCCUAGUGAUUCUGUGCUAGGAAGAAAUAUAAGUCUAGAUAAUAAUGUUUGGAUGUUGUGGCAAAAAUAUUUUUGUGUUUGAAGUAAGCAUAAACCAAAAAAAAAAACUAAACAAGUUG
Trichechus manatus latirostris (Florida manatee) is the source of this 4341-nucleotide messenger RNA. RefSeq names its product ring finger protein 144B (gene RNF144B). The transcript has 9 exons. The record is from RefSeq and is a predicted model, not a curated record. Bases 316 to 1227 code for a protein of 303 amino acids. Gene Ontology annotation, biological process: ubiquitin-dependent protein catabolic process; protein polyubiquitination; positive regulation of proteasomal ubiquitin-dependent protein catabolic process. Gene Ontology annotation, cellular component: cytoplasm; ubiquitin ligase complex; mitochondrial membrane. Lineage: Eukaryota; Metazoa; Chordata; Mammalia; Sirenia; Trichechidae. Gene Ontology annotation, molecular function: zinc ion binding; ubiquitin conjugating enzyme binding; ubiquitin protein ligase activity.